This is a messenger RNA of Musca vetustissima, 842 nucleotides long. RefSeq names its product putative mediator of RNA polymerase II transcription subunit 12. Gene Ontology annotation, molecular function: calcium ion binding. The record is from RefSeq and is a predicted model, not a curated record. NCBI's taxonomy places the organism in Eukaryota, Metazoa, Arthropoda, Insecta, Diptera, Muscidae. The transcript has 5 exons. Bases 34 to 825 code for a protein of 263 amino acids.
UUUAAUAUAAUCUCUACGAUAAAUAUUGUAAUUAUGUUAAAGAUUAUUAUAGCCCUGUGUUUGUUGGCUGGGGCUAGUGUUAAUGCCCAGCGUGUUGUUCCCGGUGUUAAUCCACAGCACUAUCAACAACCUGUGCAGCAUCAACAACAACACCCACAGCAUCCACCACAAUAUCAACAACAACAAGUACAUCCCAAUCAUUUACCACCAGGUGUUAAUCCACAACAAUAUCAGCAGCAAGUCCAAUACCAACAGGUACCGGUACAACAGCAACAACAAGUCCAUAUGCAACAACCUGUUCAACAAGUACCCGUUCAGCAAGUACCAGUUCAACAAGUUCCAGUGCAACAACAACAAGUGCCUGUACAACACCAACAAGUUCCUCAAGGCCAUGGUGGUCAUCACGCUAAUCAUGGACAAGUUUUAAAUGCUGCUAAUAUUCAACAUGAAAAAGAACACAUUCAAGAACAUUUGCACGUACCUAUCGAUACUAGCAAAAUGUCCGAAGCUGAAUUACAAUUCCAUUAUUUCAAAAUGCACGAUUCCGAUAAUAAUAAUAAAUUGGAUGGUUGUGAAUUAAUUAAAUCCCUUAUUCAUUGGCAUGAACAAGGAAGCAAGGAAGGACAUGAUGGCCAACAGCCUCAUGUGGAGGAGAAAAUUUUCACAGAUGAAGAACUGGUAGCUUUAAUUGAUCCCAUCUUACAAAUGGAUGAUUCGUCGAAAGAUGGUUACAUAGAUUACCCAGAGUUUAUGAGGGCCCAACAGAAAUCACAACAGCAACAACAACAACAGCAGCAGCAACAAGCACAAUCUGGUGGCCAUUAGUGUUGUUUUUUUUUUUA